UCACGCAAGUGCCCCCUUGGGUUUCUCUUUUGAAGGAAUACGGAAAGGAUCAGGCGUGCCUCGUGAGCAAUCAAUUUUCUGUAGAAGCAAGUAAGAGCAGGGACGCUUGUUAAGUAAUUUGUUUUCUAUAUGAGAAGAGGUUGCGCAUGUAUGUAUCAUUUGUUUCUAGAAAUUCUAAGGGUCAGCAUUCUGCACGGUCUGAAGGGUCGCGGGUCACCGACUCUGGAGGGGGGAGCGCAUUUCCUCUGUAUCAAAUUCUCUACAAGAUUUUUUAGAGCAUUUUUUCAAGCUUUUUACUACUGCAGUUCCUCGAUCGUCCUGUAGUAAGGAGGCACUAAAAUAAAACUUUUUUAGGAAUAAGAUCUUUGAGUAUUCUAUCGCUUCAUCCCUAUCUCCAAUAAUUCUAUCGCCCUUCGAGCAGAUGACGGCUGACGCAAGCAGUCGGAUUCUGUAAGGAGAAUCGAGAAGAAUAGGGCGAACGGAUUUGUGAUAUUAUUGCUCAUCAUCUGAGUCUGCAAUACGAGCUAAAACAUUUGCGAAUGCCGCAUUAUGCGGCGUGCAACGCGCGUGGCUGAGGUAGGUAAUUGUUCCUCUCGAAGUCUAAGUCUAACUCAGUCUAACUGAUCCAAUUCUUAGUAGGGACUUACACGGGAUUUAACAUUUUUUCAAAUGAAUAGAAAUACUUAUCUUCAUCAUGAAGAUCAAGAUCAUCUGCUAGCCUGAAUGAUCGACGGGAGAAGAAAAAAGAAGCAGCAAAUCUCUCAUUCUGCUCAUUUGUCACUCUCACUUGCAGUCUGAUUGUAGCUUUUUCGUUAUGUGAAAAAUGUGCGUCAGGCUGAUGCGAAGAGAAAAAAGGAGGAGGGGCUUAGGCUAGUUCGAAAGCCCAAGUAGCAAAAGUGUGCAGUUGUAACGA
Amoebophrya sp. A25 is the source of this 913-nucleotide messenger RNA. The record is from the annotation of a GenBank genome assembly. NCBI's taxonomy places the organism in Eukaryota, Dinophyceae, Syndiniales, Amoebophryaceae.